AUGUCCGGCCACAGCAGUCACAGCUCAUUGCUGGGGCUGGGUGAAGUGGCCAAAGAGCUUUUCUGCUUUCUGCCCAUCCAUGACCUUUUUCCUUUGUUCUGUGCUUCAGGCGCCUGUUGUGGCCUUUGCCGCCUGUCUCUGUCCACCUUGCGACUCCAAGCCUUUGGCAGCGGAGCAUCAGAGGCCCUGCUUUGGCUCGUCAAGCUGCCAUUAACAGAUCGAGGCGCCAGCAUCCGCGAGAUCAACGCCUCCUUUUGCCACUUGACUUCCGCCACGCUGCAGCAGCUGCCGCAGCUACCAGCGCUGGAGCGGCUGAACCUGGAUGGCUGUCAAGAUGUGGAUGAUGAGGGCUUGGCAGCCAUCGCAACCCGUUGCCGGAGCCUGAAGUCCUUCAGCAUCUACUGGAACGUCAAGGUGACAGACGAGGGUCUGGGGAAGGUCUUGCGGGCGCAGCCCUGCGGGAGACUGCAGGAGCUGUGCUUCAGCGGUUGCAAGUUCCUCUCCGACGAGACGCUGCAGCGCAUCAUCGGCCGCGCACCGCAUCUGCAGCUGCUGGACCUCACGCGCUGCCCCAAGGUGAGUGACCUCGGCGCCACCUUGGUCUGCGAGAACCUCCCGGAGCUGCAGAUCUUUCGGCUUUACGCUAUGGCACAGCUGAACCCCUCAGCCUUUGCGCAGCUGCAGAGGCUCCCCUUGUUGAAGGAGCUGGACCUCUGCGGCUGCCGCAGCGAAGACGACCACGUCAUUGCCUUUUUGGCGCAGGCCGAAACAGGAGUAUUGCAGACCUUUAAUCUCACUUGGUGUUGCGCGCUGACGGAUGCGACGAUGCUGGCGAUCGCCAAGUAUUGCACCAGACUCAAAUGGCUCAGUUUCUUUGGCAACCUCAAUGUCACCGCAGCCGCUGUGGAGGCCUUGGCCGCCUCCAGCUGCGGCUCUUCGCUCCGCUACUUGGACCUCCGCGGCCUGGCGGCGGCCUUUCCCUACGGCGAUGGCACCCGGGGGGCCGGCGAGGUGAGAAAUCUUUUCCCACAGCUGAUCUCCACCGAACUCCAUCACUGA
Cladocopium goreaui is the source of this 1059-nucleotide messenger RNA. The record is from the annotation of a GenBank genome assembly. NCBI's taxonomy places the organism in Eukaryota, Dinophyceae, Suessiales, Symbiodiniaceae.